UCCAUUGACACCAGGAAACAGACGAAUCCCUACCCAGAGACCAAACCAAGAAGAUAAUGUCAAUUAGGUAGUGUCGGUCUUUUGCUGACAGUCGAUUCCCGAUACUGGGGUGAAACGCCACAGUCAGUUGACAUUUGUGUGGGCAAAUUGCCCUUAACGUUAUUGUGAGUAGGCUGCCGUGUCGUGAGUGCGUAAAAAGACGGGGGAGACGCGAGGAGGAAGAGGUCGGCGGCUGGCAGCUCGCAGUGGACGAGAGUUUUCAGGGCCUGGUAAGGACUGAGAAGAUGAGCCAUGGAGUGAUGGUGCGAGAGAGUACAGGCUUCCUGGGCUCCCUAUCAGCAGUAGUGUUGAGCCUGCCUCUGCUACUGCUCCUGAGUUCAGCAUCCACAACACAUGCCUCAGUGUGCAGGCCUCCACUGGAACCGGAGAAUGGAGGCUACUCCUGCCACCCAUCGCCCUGCCGGACGCUGAAGGAGGGCACUGUGAUCGAGUUCUUCUGCGACGAGGGCUACGUCAUGAAGGGAGACUACAGGUACCUCACCUGCACCAGCGGAGAGUGGAACACCUUGACACAGGUCCGCUGCCUCCCGUCUCAAGAGAAGGAGCCGGAGCCGGUGUUCGGCAUGAACACGCUGUCCCUGGUGGCCACCACAGCCAGCUCGGUGGCCCUGGUCCUGCUCCUGGUGGUGCUGUUCGUGCUGCUGCAGCCCAAGCUCAAGUCCUUCCACCACACGCGGCGCGAUGAGGAGGUGGGCGGUCAGCCCGUGUCCAUCAUGGUGGACGGGGUGCAGGUGGCGCUGCCGUCCUACGAGGAGGCGGUCGCCGGGAACGGCGGCGCGUCGUCCAGUCUGACCGCUCCUCCUCCCGCGGAACACGACGCCCAGAGGCCGUCCGCGACUCCGUCACCGCAGCAGCAGCAGCAGCAGCAGCAGGCCGAGCCGCAGGCCCCCGGGCAGCACGCGGAGAUGGCCAUGGUGCACAGGGUGCCGUCCCCUUCCUCGCCAUCCUCCUCCUCCUCCUCGUCCUCGGCGUCACUGUCGCUGAUGGGAGCCGCCGCCGCUGCCACAGGGGCCCGUCGGGGGGAGAGGCCGAGCAGCUCACACAGCGAGCCGCACAGCCUGCUACUGGAGACCUCAGAGCUGGACUUCGCUGACGAUAUUCCGCUGCUGAAGGAGGCCUAAGGGGAGCAGGAGGCGGCGGGGCAGCUGGAGGACUUUGGGCUGCUGCACGCGUCCCCUGCCCAGAGAGGAGCUGUGGAGCAGAGGCCUACUGUACAACACACACCUGGGGGUACUCCACCUGCCUGCUGUAGCCCACCACACACACACACACACACACACACACACACACACAAACAUGCACAUAAACACACAAACAAACACGCACAUAGACGCAAACAAAUAAACAAACAAAAACACACACACACACACACACACACACACACACACAAGCAAGCAAACACAGACAGACACACACACACACACACACAACCAAACAACCAAACAAACACAAACACACACCAUGCAUACACAUAUGUACACACACACUCACACAACUUACCCACCUCAGGUGAUUUUCAGACGAGGGUAGGCGCCCCAAACACGGGACUCGCUGGGGGCCAGCGCCCUCGUGUACAUAACCUGCAGCUGCGGACAGACGACCUCUGACCUCUGUCUGGCGCGCUGCGCGGCUCGUUUGCUGAGCUCCAGGGACGCGGUGCCUCGCACCCCGCGCAGGAGCCGCCGAGCGUCCGCGGGAGGGAGGGCUCGGCUUCACGUGCAAUGAAAUCCUUUUGGCGUGUGUGUACAUUUCGUUUGCUUUAUGAGGUUUUUUUUUGGGGGGGGGGAUCUUUGAGAAAGAUCUGCACUCUGGUUUGUGGUUUGAGCUUUUUUUUGGAUGUCACUGUCCCUGUCGCAUGUUUUCUCUCCCCCCCCCCACCUCCUUCACUACUGCACAUUUAGGGGUUGAUGCAUGGGCGCUUGCACGUCAAGUCUCCUCACAGCGGACACGUUACCCGUCUAUACUCUCAUCCGCACACACCAAAAACAGUCCACUGAUUUUUAUUAUUACUGAGGUGGAGGGUCUCACUUGGUACUUUUUACAUUCAGUUUUUAAAUCCAGAUCUUAUCUUUAUCCACCAAAAGGGCUAUUCGCUAUGUCACCCUGCCAGACACACACACACACACACACACACACACACACACACACACACACAUUCACUUCCCUCUCGGAGUCUCUUGUUCCCACUGUGAACAUGAUGCACACUUCCUCAGCCACCUCGUGAAAUGGCAUAUGGUGAAACAGGGAGUCUCUUCACUAGCCACUGACACCACACACAAAGUCCCCAAAGCCCUCCUCCCUGAAUGGACAGAGUGGUCUGGUGACUCUCCCUGGCGAGCUUUAAGGUGUGUGUGCGUGUGUGUGUGCAUGUGUGCGCGUGUGUGUGUGUGUGCUCAGCUGUCGAUAUAUGUGCGGUGUACCAUGCGCUGUUCCGCGAAGCUCACCAUGCCAUCUUCUGCUGUCCGAUUGGGAAAUCCAGUGGUCGUAUUUGUACAUAGUCCGCAGAUCAAUUUACGUUUCAGAUGGCCUUAGGUUUGUGCCUCAGGGCACAGAUUCUGUCUACAACAUCAGGAGAUUUUUCUGUGACUUUUCUGACUAAACAACAAUGAAUGUUAAAAUGUCCGUAAAGCCUUCUGGAGCUUGUUGAUAAAAACAAAACAACAAAGAGAAAAAGAGAUCACACAAUGCUUGAAUACCCAGUGGAUCUUAUUUAUUUAUAUUUUUGUUCAUGUGUAAAAAAUAAAAAACGACUGUGCAUUAUUGUAAAUUAGACCUGCAUCAGAAAACUAAAUUAAGUAGUGAAUCUUGGCUUUAGGAGUGCAUCUCAGAGCAAGGACUGUUUGGAUGUAGACUCAUUCCUUCACCAAUCAUGUUAUGCUUUCUGGCUUUGGUCUUGAUUGGGUCUUUUGGGAUAUUUAAUGUUUUUACUUUAAUUUAAAACCAAAAAAGAUUUGCUCUGUACAAAAUGGAAGUUUUCAUUUGAUUUUAUUAUUUAUCUAGGAACUGAAUGAGGAAGCCUGGAUGACUAUGCUCAAUGUUUGUAUAAAAUUUAAUUUAAUUCCACACUGUAUAUAACAUGUAACAGUUUCUAAUUAAAUACUCUUUCUAAGUGUG
This is a messenger RNA of Sardina pilchardus (European sardine), 3174 nucleotides long. RefSeq names its product sushi domain-containing protein 6-like. Gene Ontology annotation, biological process: DNA damage response. The coding region runs from base 285 to 1181 and encodes 298 amino acids. The transcript has 6 exons. NCBI's taxonomy places the organism in Eukaryota, Metazoa, Chordata, Actinopteri, Clupeiformes, Clupeidae. The record is from RefSeq and is a predicted model, not a curated record.